CCGAAGGGGGCACAGCCCGUUUCCCCAUCUAUGUCCUGCACGAACCGUCAGACACUUUAGCGAAGGAAUUUAUUGUUUUCUCCUUCCCCCCCAUAAAAUGCAAGUUACAUGUGUACACAUUCUGGAGAAAGAAGUCUGAUACGCGAUCGGUUUGCAGCGUCGCAGCGGGUCAACCCGUCAGAUCCCACAGUGCACUGAGCCCCCCUACCCCUCCUCCUUCUCCUGUUUACCAUGGCGACGGUGGUGAUGGAGCAGAUCGGCCGGCUGUUCAUCAACGCGCAGCAGCUCCGGCAGAUUCCGCGGCUGCUGGAGUCGGCCUUUCCCACGCUGCCCUGCACGGUGAAGGCGGCCGACGUUCCCUGGGUGUUCCGUGAGCCGCACAUCCUGGCCGGCUACCGGCCGCCCGACCAGAGCUGGCGCUACUACUGCCUAACGCUCUUCCAGCGGCACAAUGAGGCUGUCAACGUCUGGACCCACCUGGUGGCCGCCCUGGUCAUCCUGGUGAAGUUCCGGCAGGUGGCGGAGACGGUGGACUUCCUGCGUGACCCCCACGCCCAGCCCCUCUUCAUCGUCCUCCUCUCCGCCUUCACCUACCUGGCCUGCAGCUCGCUGGCCCACCUGCUGUCGGCCAAGUCCGAGCUCUCCCACUACACCUUCUUCUUCCUGGACUACGUGGGCGUGGCCGUCUACCAGUACGGCAGCGCCCUGGCGCACUUCUACUACGCCAUCGAGGAGGAGUGGCACGUCCGGGUGCGCGGUGUCUUCCUGCCCGCCGCCGCCUUCCUGGCAUGGCUCUCCUGCGCCGGCUGCUGCUACGGCAAGUACGUCAGCCAGCGGCUGCCCAAGUUCGUCCACAAGCUGUUCCAGGUCGUGCCGUCGGGCCUGGCCUACUGCCUGGACAUCAGCCCUGUGCUGCACCGCAUCGGGGCCUGCUCCCAGACGGGCUGCACCGACCCGGCGGUGGCCUACCACCGCUACCAGGUGCUCUUCUUCCUGGUGAGCGCCUACUUCUUCGCCUGCCCGCACCCCGAGAGCUGGUUCCCUGGCCGCUGCGACUUCCUCGGCCAGGGUCACCAGAUCUUCCACGUCUUCCUGGUGCUGUGCACUCUGGUGCAGAUCGAGGCCGUGCGGCUGGACUACGGCUCCCGCCGCGCCCUGUACGAGCGUCUCCACGGCGACCUGGCCCACGACUCGGUGGCCCUCUUCGUCUUCACUGCCUGCUGCAGCGCUCUCACGGCCUUCUACAUGCGCAAGCGGGUGCGAGCCCUCCUCAAGGACAAGGAGGAAUAGGGAGGAGGAGGAGGAGGAGGAAGAAGAGGAGGAAGAGGAGGGAGUGUGCUUGUGUGCGGAGGACAAUCUCACACACCACAGAGAGGCAAGAGUUAACAAAAGGAGAAGAAAUGCUCAAUCAGUUAAAAAAAAAAAAAAACAACACCACAACAACACUAUGAUAUUUCCAACUCCUCUUUUUAUUAUUAGUUUAUUUGUGGUCUGCUAAAAAAUAAAGCAACCAUUGUUUGACCAGGCCAUUGAAAAACAGAACAUACUCCGUAGGGUUGACUGUAUUUGUGAAUUGUGCGUACUGUGACUUUUCCCUCAGUGCAGGGCUGGCUUCUCCCUGUAACUCCACUGGAACUGGCAUCCGCUCUGCCUCUUGCAGACAAAGCAUUGAACACUGAACAGCGAAGGAAAAAAAAACAAAACAAAAGAGUGUCUGUGUCCUGUAAAAUGCACAUAAACUCUUAACAGAGGCAGUGUUUUUGCUUGUUACUAAGCAACAUUACGAACACUGGUGUCCAUCUCUUACUCACAGAUGGAUUGGUUAAAUGAGUGGUUUCCCCCAAAGUAAUGGCAGUACCUGCUUUUUACCACUAGAUGGCACAAAGGUGCUUAGGGAGGGCAUGUUUGAAAGUAGCUGCAACCCCAGAAUGGUGCCUGUUUUCUCUCAUGAUGGCUUUUUAGGGAGACUAAUAGCAGGAUAAAGAUGAGGUUUGGGUUGGUCUCUUCACUGCGGUGCAGUUUUUCUCUAUACUUAUGUUCAAGGUCAACACACUUCAAGCUAGAAAACUACUGUCAUUGUGAAAGCAGGUAAAACCAGGGAUGCGUGCUUCAAGGCCACCAGAUGCCUGUAGGUUUUGUAGCGAUCAGACUGAUCACCAGUGAUGUAAAGGUAGAAGGACAGGUGACUUUCCCUUUGGUCCCCUUUCCUUUGCAUCUAACAAACAAAUGAAACCUGAGGUAGAAACCUCAGCGACUGGAACUGUGUCUUCUCAGUGUGCAUGGUAUUUUUGGCUAAACCUCGGCUUUGUUUUUCGGUCUUCAUGACCAAAUUUGUUUAAUAAUUCCUGUGUCAUGAUCUUAUUUAUCAAUAUAAUGAUGUUAUGUGAUGGCUUAUUGCCAAAAAGACCAAACUGCCAUGAAAAAAAAUCUCAUCUUCAUGAAUUACCCUAACCACAAUUUUUUAGAGA
This is a messenger RNA of Megalops cyprinoides (Indo-Pacific tarpon), 2468 nucleotides long. RefSeq names its product progestin and adipoQ receptor family member VII, b (gene paqr7b). Bases 232 to 1290 code for a protein of 352 amino acids. The transcript has 2 exons. Lineage: Eukaryota; Metazoa; Chordata; Actinopteri; Elopiformes; Megalopidae. Gene Ontology annotation, molecular function: nuclear steroid receptor activity; steroid binding. Gene Ontology annotation, cellular component: plasma membrane. Gene Ontology annotation, biological process: response to steroid hormone. The record is from RefSeq and is a predicted model, not a curated record.